CAUUGUGCUGUUCUAUUGAGAUAGUCACAUUUAACCUUGUAUAGAGUUGCAGUUUAGUGCCACCUUCUGGACAAAGAUUGGUACUACACUUAGCGUUAGUGUCCUUGUUUGAUGACGUUAAAAAUGUGAGUCUAGCAGUAAUACCAAAGAGCACAUGGUCAUGGCUGUUAUCGCUCCCUGAUUUAAGUUGAUUUGAAGGCACAUUCGUUUUACGUCAUUCCAUAAGCAACAGUAAAGGAUAAACAUUAACGUCUGAGUCUGUUGUCUUUUGGGAAACGUUAUCUGACUGCCGAGUCAAGCAAGGCUUUUGACGCAGAGGGCAGAACAGUAAAACGAAUGUCUUUAGCGAUCAACUUCCGGUUUAUGACUCCACGGCGGGGAGCACGUCAGCUCAUGAGCGUCUGUCAACAAUGUCUGAUCCAAGCUCCAAGUCUGGAUCACGGAAGCGGGCAUCGAAGGCAUCAUGUUCGUCACAUUACUCACGUGGCUCGGCAGCGGUAAUCACGGCUGCUGUAAUGGCUAGAGCAGAGGCUGAAGCAACUAAGGCGGAGAUAGCUUUUGCUGGAAGAGAAAGUGAGCUAAAAAUACAACAAGCGCAACUUGAGGCUUCAUUAAAAGCUUUACAACUGGAGAAGAGAGCUGCUGCUAUACAAGCGAAGGCAGAGGCUUUAGAAACAGCUGCAGAAUUAGGAAACACAAGAAAAUCCAGUUUAAUGGAACUAUCUACAGAGGAUGCAACAGAACGCACGCAAGAUUACAUAUUAAAACAGAUAGUUGAUGUUGAGGAAGCUGAGAUGCCAGUCCUGGAUGGCCCGUUUUAUGAUAACAAGGACAAAAGGGUUUCAGGAAAGCAACAAUCACAGUCUACUCCAUUCUAUGUGCCGCAGGAAGGCCAGAGUGCUUUAUAUGCCACACCAUCCAGUUUUCAGGCUGUUAAUGUGGAGAGCAUACAGAACCCUGCCUUUUCUCAGUCUAUUGGUAUGCCUCUUACACUCCCUAGUCGACGUAAGGCAUUCCCACAGCCACCAAAGGAUGUUCCUCACACAUAUGCUGCAGCAGGUCAAGAUAGUGGAGAGAGGAGCAGAGACAGACAGGUACCACAUGACUAUUUUCAAACAACACCAAGUACUCACUUGUAUGCAAAUAAUCAAAUGUCUGAUGUGGUCAGGUUCAUUGCAAGACGUGAAUUAGUGUCUACUGGCCUUACACAGUUUAACGAUCAACCAGAGAACUUCAGAGCAUGGAGAGCAUCAUUCUUGAAUGUUACUAAAGACCUUGACCUUUCUCCAAGCGAAGAAAUGGACUUGCUGGUAAGAUGGCUGGGAUGUGAGUCAGCUGAGCAGGCAAGACGCAUCAGAGCUGUCCACAUUAACUACCCAGCACAAGGGCUCAAACUUAUCUGGAAAAGGCUUUAUGAAACAUACGGCUCACCGGAAAUGGUAGAAAGUUCUCUCUUCAGGAAACUGGAGAAUUUCCCAAAAAUAUCAAACAGAGACAAUUGCAGAUUGCGUGAGCUGGGAGAUUUGCUUAUGGAGAUUCAAGCAGCUAUGCAGGAUGGGGAUCUGAUGGGUCUUUCUUAUCUAGAUACAGCACGAGGCGUAAAUCCAAUUAUACAAAAACUGCCAUUUAACUUACAAGAGAAGUGGCUGACAGUGGGAUCUAAAUACAAAGAGGACUAUAGUGUUUCUUUUCCACCUUUCGAGUUCUUAGUAGAUUUUGUAUGCCAGCAAGCAAAAAUGCGCAAUGAUCCAAGUUUCUCCCUUACAACUGUGCAGGAAGAGUCACGCAGACCAAACAAACAGUUAAAUAAAUCAGUUUUUCCCAGAGCUGUUGCGACACACAAAACCCAGGUCUCUUCUGAGAUUUCAUCAGCUGCCACUGAACCCAAAAAUAAGAUAAAUCCUGCUAAACAUUGCUUUUUGCAUGAGAAGCCCCAUCCUCUGUCCAGAUGUAGAGGAUUCCGGAUGAAAUCUAUGGAACAGAGAAAAUUGUUGCUCAAACAGCAAGGCAUAUGCUUCAAAUGUUGCAGCUCCAUUUCACACAUGGCAAAGAACUGCGACGAAGUCAUUAAAUGUUCAGAAUGUGGAAGCACUACCCACAUAGCAGCGCUUCAUCCAGGCCUAGCACCAUGGGCGACUGUUCCAAAACACCCGGGAGUGGAGAUUCAAACAAUGAAUGAAGACAUUCCUGUGGUACCAGAGGUAUCUUCAGCUUGUACAGAGUUUUACGUCAUUCCAUAAGCAACAGUAAAGGAUAAACAUUAACGUCUGAGUCUGUUGUCUUUUGGGAAACGUUAUCUGACUGCCGAGUCAAGCAAGGCUUUUGACGCAGAGGGCAGAACAGUAAAACGAAUGUCUUUAGCGAUCAACUUCCGGUUUAUGACUCCACGGCGGGGAGCACGUCAGCUCAUGAGCGUCUGUCAACAAUGUCUGAUCCAAGCUCCAAGUCUGGAUCACGGAAGCGGGCAUCGAAGGCAUCAUGUUCGUCACAUUACUCACGUGGCUCGGCAGCGGUAAUCACGGCUGCUGUAAUGGCUAGAGCAGAGGCUGAAGCAACUAAGGCGGAGAUAGCUUUUGCUGGAAGAGAAAGUGAGCUAAAAAUACAACAAGCGCAACUUGAGGCUUCAUUAAAAGCUUUACAACUGGAGAAGAGAGCUGCUGCUAUACAAGCGAAGGCAGAGGCUUUAGAAACAGCUGCAGAAUUAGGAAACACAAGAAAAUCCAGUUUAAUGGAACUAUCUACAGAGGAUGCAACAGAACGCACGCAAGAUUACAUAUUAAAACAGAUAGUUGAUGUUGAGGAAGCUGAGAUGCCAGUCCUGGAUGGCCCGUUUUAUGAUAACAAGGACAAAAGGGUUUCAGGAAAGCAACAAUCACAGUCUACUCCAUUCUAUGUGCCGCAGGAAGGCCAGAGUGCUUUAUAUGCCACACCAUCCAGUUUUCAGGCUGUUAAUGUGGAGAGCAUACAGAACCCUGCCUUUUCUCAGUCUAUUGGUAUGCCUCUUACACUCCCUAGUCGACGUAAGGCAUUCCCACAGCCACCAAAGGAUGUUCCUCACACAUAUGCUGCAGCAGGUCAAGAUAGUGGAGAGAGGAGCAGAGACAGACAGGUACCACAUGACUAUUUUCAAACAACACCAAGUACUCACUUGUAUGCAAAUAAUCAAAUGUCUGAUGUGGUCAGGUUCAUUGCAAGACGUGAAUUAGUGUCUACUGGCCUUACACAGUUUAACGAUCAACCAGAGAACUUCAGAGCAUGGAGAGCAUCAUUCUUGAAUGUUACUAAAGACCUUGACCUUUCUCCAAGCGAAGAAAUGGACUUGCUGGUAAGAUGGCUGGGAUGUGAGUCAGCUGAGCAGGCAAGACGCAUCAGAGCUGUCCACAUUAACUACCCAGCACAAGGGCUCAAACUUAUCUGGAAAAGGCUUUAUGAAACAUACGGCUCACCGGAAAUGGUAGAAAGUUCUCUCUUCAGGAAACUGGAGAAUUUCCCAAAAAUAUCAAACAGAGACAAUUGCAGAUUGCGUGAGCUGGGAGAUUUGCUUAUGGAGAUUCAAGCAGCUAUGCAGGAUGGGGAUCUGAUGGGUCUUUCUUAUCUAGAUACAGCACGAGGCGUAAAUCCAAUUAUACAAAAACUGCCAUUUAACUUACAAGAGAAGUGGCUGACAGUGGGAUCUAAAUACAAAGAGGACUAUAGUGUUUCUUUUCCACCUUUCGAGUUCUUAGUAGAUUUUGUAUGCCAGCAAGCAAAAAUGCGCAAUGAUCCAAGUUUCUCCCUUACAACUGUGCAGGAAGAGUCACGCAGACCAAACAAACAGUUAAAUAAAUCAGUUUUUCCCAGAGCUGUUGCGACACACAAAACCCAGGUCUCUUCUGAGAUUUCAUCAGCUGCCACUGAACCCAAAAAUAAGAUAAAUCCUGCUAAACAUUGCUUUUUGCAUGAGAAGCCCCAUCCUCUGUCCAGAUGUAGAGGAUUCCGGAUGAAAUCUAUGGAACAGAGAAAAUUGUUGCUCAAACAGCAAGGCAUAUGCUUCAAAUGUUGCAGCUCCAUUUCACACAUGGCAAAGAACUGCGACGAAGUCAUUAAAUGUUCAGAAUGUGGAAGCACUACCCACAUAGCAGCGCUUCAUCCAGGCCUAGCACCAUGGGCGACUGUUCCAAAACACCCGGGAGUGGAGAUUCAAACAAUGAAUGAAGACAUUCCUGUGGUACCAGAGGUAUCUUCAGCUUGUACAGAGGUAUGUGGAAAUAGUCAACUUCCACGUUCUUGCUCAAAGGUUUGUCUUGUGAAAGUCUAUCCUGAAAAUCAUCCAGAGAAAGCGGUCAAAGCAUAUGUUAUACUAGAUGACCAAAGCAACAGGUCACUCGCAAGACCAGAAUUCUUCGAUUUGUUUGAUAUUACAGAAUGUAACAUAGCCUAUACCCUCAAAACAUGUGCAGGUACGAUGGUAACUGAAGGCAGACUAGCUCAAGGCUUUCAAGUGGAAUCUUUUGAUGGAAGCGUAGUCUUACCCUUACCUGUGCUUCUAGAGUGCAAUGAAAUUCCAGACAAUCGCUCGGAAAUUCCCAGUCCAGAAGUGAUCAGUAGGCACAGGCACUUAAGACAUCUUGCAAGGUACAUUCCACGGCCUGACCAUCAUGCUCCGAUUCUUCUGCUAUUAGGCAGAGACAUUAUCAGGGUCCACAAAGCCCAUAAACAAGUAAAUGGUCCACCAAAUGCCCCCUUCGCCCAAAAGUUGGACUUAGGGUGGGUAAUUAUUGGGGAUAUGUGCCUUGGGAAAAUUCACAAACCUAACUUUGUCCAAGCUUAUCACACCAACAUUCUGGAAAAUGGACAGUGUACGCAUUUUUAUCCAUGUCCUAAUAAUUUUAACAUAAAGGAGAAAUCGCAGAAGGUGUCACCUUCUGAGCCUCGGUUCAGGGAGAGCAUUCAAGGUCUAAAGGAAUGGGAUGUAUUUCAGAGAACAAAAGAUGAUGAGAAAGUAGCUCUAUCUAUCGAGGACAAACUAUUUCUCCAGAUUAUGGACAGUGAAGUCUACCAAGAUGAUGAAAAUUCAUGGGUUGCCCCACUCCCAUUCAAGCAGCCAAGACAGUAUCUACCAAACAACCGUCCACAAGCUGUGGAACGUCUUAAUGCGCUUAAGCGUUCUUUCAGAAAGAAGCCAGAAAUGGAAAAGGACUUUGUAGCUUUUAUGGAAAGUCUAUUCCAAAAUGAUCAUGCAGAGACAGCUGCUCCGGUCAGUCCUAAAGAACAGUGUUGGUAUUUGCCUUCUUUUGGAGUUUACCAUCCCAGAAAGCCAUCCCAGAUUCGAGUAGUCUUUGACUCAAGUGCUCAAUAUAAAGGCGUCUCAUUAAAUGGGGUUCUUUUGUCAGGUCCAGACCUCAAUAAUAGUCUCCUUGGAGUUCUCAUGCGAUUCCGCAAAGACCCAGUCGCUUUCAUGGUAGACAUAAAACAAAUGUUCUACUGCUUCAAAGUUCGACCUGCAGAUAGGGACUACCUCAGGUUCCUUUGGUUUCGUGAGAAUAACCCAGAGAAUGAACCCGCCGAAUACCGUAUGAAGGUACAUGUAUUUGGCAACAGCCCAUCUCCAGCAGUGGCCAUUUACUGUCUUCGACGUGCAGCUCAAGCAGGAGAAAAGGAGUUCGGACAAGAUGUCAGACAGUUCGUAGAGCAAGACUUCUAUAUGGAUGAUGGACUGAAAUCCUUAGCCACUCCAGAAAUGGCCAUCAGCUUGCUAAAACGGACACAGGACAUGCUGGCCAAUUCCAAUUUGAAGUUGCAUAAGUUGGCUUCAAACAGUAAGGAAGUCAUGAGAGCGUUUCCGUCUGAGGAUUAUGCCAACGCAUUAAAGGAUCUGGAUAUAGGCGUCAAUUCACUUCCCACGCAGCGCAGUCUUGGCCUACUUUGGAAUUUGGAUACGGAUUGUUUCAACUUCCAAGUUCAGAAUGAUAAGAAACCUUGUACUAGACGUGGACUGCUUUCGGUGAUAAACAGCUUGUACGAUCCGUUAGGAUUCGUAGCUCCUGUUACAGUUCAAGGCAAAGUACUAUUGAGGGAAUUGACCGGAAACUUUACUGACUGGGAUUCACCCUUGCCUGUGAGCAAUCAAGAGCUAUGGGAGUCAUGGAAAAACUCUCUGCAAGAUUUGCAACAUGUGCAAGUGCCAAGAAGUUAUGGAUCAACAUCACUGUCAGAUGCCAAAUUCACAGAGCUCUCUGUGUUUUCUGAUGCUUCAGAGAAAAUAAUUGCAGCAGUCGCUUACCUAAAAACAGUUGACUCAGAUGGUAACUGUCAUAUAGGGUUCAUCGCAGGCAAAGCAAGGUUAGCUCCACGACCAGAGCUCACUAUACCGCGACUGGAAUUAUGUGCGGCAGUGUUGGCUGUGAACAUAAUGGAAACCAUUACUGAGGAGAUUGCUGUUAAGUUUGACAAGAUAAACUUCUACACAGAUAGUCGAGUUGUUCUUGGCUAUAUCUACAAUGAGGAACGCAGAUUUCAUGUCUAUGUGAGCAACCUAAUACAGAGAAUUCGGAGAAGCACUACUCCAGAUCAGUGGCAUUAUGUAAGUUCAGAGCAUAACCCUGCGGAUAUUGCAACACGGCCCAUAGCACCCAUGAAGUUGCAAAACACAAUCUGGUUCAGUGGACCUGCAUUUUUGCAUCGACCAAAGACAGAGACUGUCGCUAAAGCUCCCUAUGCACUUGUCGAUCCUGAGCAGGAUGUAGAAAUUCGUACACAUGUAACAGUGUUGAACACCACUGUCUCAAAACGCUUUGAACGAUUUUCUGAUUGGAGUCGUUUGAUCAGAGCUAUAGGCAAGUUGAUUCACAUUGCAUGCUCUUACAAGCAGGACCCGAACAGCAGCACUCCAACGUGCAAGGGUUGGCACCGUUGUGAGUUGCCCCUGAGUACUGACACAAUACAUCAGAGCAAAGUUGUUGUUGUGAAAGCCAUACAACGGGAAAUGUACGCUGAAGAGUUGCAGUGUCUGAAACAGAACAAAUCGCUUCCAAAAACUAGCACGCUUCAGAAACUAGACCCUUUCGUGGAUGAAAGUGGUCUCUUAAGGAUUGGUGGUCGUCUGCUCAAUGCCGAUUUAAGCUCUGGAGAAAAGAGGCCCCUCAUCAUACCUGGUAAGAGCCAUGUAGCCUUACUCCUGAUACGACACUUUCAUGAGCAAACUCAUCACCAAGGUCGUCACCUUACAGAGGGUGCGAUAAGAUCUGCCGGCUAUUGGAUAAUAGGAGGUAAAAGACGGGUGAGCAGUCUCAUCCAUUCCUGUGUUGUAUGUCGUAGACUCAGGCGGGGUUGUGAAACUCAAAAGAUGGCAGAUCUGCCCAAAGACAGACUCAGUGCAGAGCCUCCUUUCACACAUGUGGGAAUAGAUGUGUUCGGGCCCUGGUCAGUGUCUGCUCGAAAAACAAGAGGUGGCAUAGCAGAAAAUAAAAGAUGGGCAGUGUUAUUCACGUGUCUAAGUAUCAGGGCCAUUCACAUAGAGGUGAUUGAAUCUCUGAGUACUUCUAGCUUUAUUAAUGCCUUAAGGAGGUUCUUGGCAAUCCGGGGUCCAGUGAAACAGAUUCGCUCAGAUAGAGGAACUAAUUUCAUUGGAGCUUGUAAAGAUCUACAGAUAUCUUCUAAUGUGGAUGAAAAGGCAGUGGAACGUUUCCUGUCAGAUCAGGGGUGCGUGUGGACAUUCAACCCUCCCCAUUCAUCGCAUAUGGGUGGCGCGUGGGAAAGGAUGAUUGGACUCACUCGUAAGAUCUUGGAUUCUAUGCUCCUUCAGACGACGUCCUCCAAACUCACUCAUGAGGUACUUUCCACCUUUAUGGCCGAAGUCACUGCCAUUAUAAACAACAGACCUUUGAUACCUGUGUCGACUGAUCCGGCGGAUCCUUUCAUCUUAACACCAGCAACAUUACUUACCCAAAAGUCUGGUACCGACUUACUUCCUCCUGGGAAUUUUGAGAAGCCUGGUCUAUACAAACAACAGUGGCGUAUGGUUCAAAGCCUUGCAAGUAUGUUUUGGGACAGAUGGCGUAAACAGUACCUCGCUACACUACAGUACAGGCGGAAGUGGCAACAUCAACAACCCAACGUCUCCAAAGGAUGUAUAGUCCUGCUCAAAGACUCUCAGUCCAAACGGAAUGACUGGCCCUUGGGUAUCAUAACGGAAACUUACCCUGGUCAGGAUGGACGAGUCAGGAAAGUACAAGUGAGGAUCAUUGGGAAAGAUGGUCCCAAAUUGUUUCUCAGACCAAUUAAUGAGAUGAUACUACUCCUCCAUGACGAUCCUAAACAGGAUGUUAAAAAUUGAAAGGAAGAGAGAGUUUGGUAUUUUUAGAAUACCAGACGGGGAGUGUGCUGUUCUAUUGAGAUAGUCACAUUUAACCUUGUAUAGAGUUGCAGUUUAGUGCCACCUUCUGGACAAAGAUUGGUACUACACUUAGCGUUAGUGUCCUUGUUUGAUGACGUUAAAAAUGUGAGUCUAGCAGUAAUACCAAAGAGCACAUGGUCAUGGCUGUUAUCGCUCCCUGAUUUAAGUUGAUUUGAAGGCACAUUCGGUAUGUAUACAUUGUACAAUUAUUAUUUUACUUAUGUCUACAUAUAUAUACGUUAUAUACAUGUUAAUUUACAUGUUGGAUAUAUAACUUUAUUCUUUAUUUAAAUGAUUGUAUUACCUUUAUGAUUUAGUGAAGCAGGUCCCAGUUGUGCUUGUAUGUGUACAUAUUAUUAUUUUUGUAUACUUACCAUUCUGUAAUUUGUAUAU
This is a messenger RNA of Brienomyrus brachyistius, 8767 nucleotides long. RefSeq lists its product as uncharacterized. Lineage: Eukaryota; Metazoa; Chordata; Actinopteri; Osteoglossiformes; Mormyridae. The transcript has 3 exons. Gene Ontology annotation, biological process: DNA integration. The coding region runs from base 2426 to 8314 and encodes 1962 amino acids. The record is from RefSeq and is a predicted model, not a curated record. Gene Ontology annotation, molecular function: nucleic acid binding.